Messenger RNA from Hippocampus zosterae (dwarf seahorse), 858 nucleotides. It is a transcript of the gene fabp3, whose product is annotated as fatty acid binding protein 3, muscle and heart. The coding region runs from base 115 to 516 and encodes 133 amino acids. The record is from RefSeq and is a predicted model, not a curated record. Gene Ontology annotation, biological process: fatty acid transport. Gene Ontology annotation, cellular component: cytosol; nucleus. Lineage: Eukaryota; Metazoa; Chordata; Actinopteri; Syngnathiformes; Syngnathidae. Gene Ontology annotation, molecular function: fatty acid binding. The transcript is spliced from 4 exons.
UGCAUUCUGUCUUCUGCCUUCAUUCUCUCACACACACACACACACACACACUCUCUUUCACGCCCGUUUUCACACACACACACACGCUCAUUCCUCCAGCUUUCUGCAGCCAUCAUGGCCGAGGCGUUCGUGGGCACAUGGAACCUGAAAAACAGCGACAACUUUGACGAGUACAUGAAGCAACUGGGUGUGGGCUUCCCCACCCGCAAGCUGGGGAACCUGACCAAGCCCACCACCAUCAUCUCGGUGGAGGGCGACACGGUGACCGUCAAGACGCAGAGCAACAUUAAGAACACGGAGCUCUCCUUCAAGUUGGGAGAGGAGUUCGACGAGACCACCGCCGACAGCAGGAAGGUCAAGUCGGUGGUGACAAUAGACGAUGGCAAGAUGGUGCACAUCCAGCGCUGGGAUGGCAAGGAGACCAGCCUGGUGCGUGAAGUGAACGGCAACGCCCUCACACUGACGCUGACGUUGGGCACCGUGGUUUGCACACGCAACUAUGAGAGGGCGGAGUGAAGACCCCCCCCAGCCCCCCCAAAACAAAAAACAUACUUGCAUCCACAGAGCCCCAAAACCUCAACGAGUCAGCUCACGUUUCCUACAUCUAUUGGAAGUCAGUAUUAUUUACACUACCUGUGGAACCCCGCCCAUCCCCCCGCCCCACUUUUGAGAACCUCUCCUGGUAAAAACACUGAAAAUAUUCCAAUGGGCUGUUGUCGUUUUUCUUUGGAGUAGCCCAAUUUUUGUUGGUUUUUUUCCCCCCCAAUGUGUUGCAUGAAGUCCACUUGAAAACCUGCAAAUGUUGUUGUCAACUGAAACAUUCGGGAGUCAUUAAAAGAAUCCCGAACUGACGCCAAA